Pantherophis guttatus is the source of this 3230-nucleotide messenger RNA. RefSeq names its product interferon alpha and beta receptor subunit 1 (gene IFNAR1). Lineage: Eukaryota; Metazoa; Chordata; Lepidosauria; Squamata; Colubridae. The record is from RefSeq and is a predicted model, not a curated record. Gene Ontology annotation, molecular function: type I interferon receptor activity; protein binding. Gene Ontology annotation, cellular component: plasma membrane. Gene Ontology annotation, biological process: type I interferon-mediated signaling pathway.
AGCAGCCCGAGGUUAUGGGUGCUUGUCAAUGGCUGGUCGUAUCGCUUCGGAACGGCUCUUAGAUGGGGCGAGGCAUGGAAGGGGUGCGCCGAUGGCUUGUGGUGGCAGCCGUGCUGGGAAUGGGGUCGAAGAGCACGGGUUUAACAUGUCUGGAACACCCACAAAAUGUUACCAUCAAUGUUAUUAAUGCAAAUAUUAUACUGAAAUGGGACUGGGAUAAUCCAUGUGGCCUCAAUGUAACAUUUUCAGUACAAUACCACAGACACUCUGCAAUCUGGGCAGCUCUUCCUCAAUGUCAGAAUAUAAUCGUCACAGAAUGUGAUCUCUCGUCAGCAAUUCAAGAUUAUUUAGUAUCUUAUAAUGUAACUAUAAGAGUGAACACUCUGAAAAACCACUCUCCUUAUGCCUUUUUAGAAUUUACUCCUUAUCUAGAAGCUCAAGUGGGUCCUCCAGGAGUUUGGUUUGAACCAAUAUAUGGAGGUGUAAAAAUCAAUAUUUUACAUCCUGAGGGAGAUCAACAAAAAAUGUGGAUGCUAGACACAUUAAAAUAUCAGCUAACUAUCUGGAAAAAUGCAACCCAUUCUAAGGAAAAAACACGAUCUAUUUUUCCAGGUGAAAUCAUUUAUGAUCUUGAACCAGAAACUACUUAUUGUUUGAAAGUUAAAGCACAUAUGGAUGAUCACUUUUCUAUUUACAGUCCCAUGCAUUGUAUACAGACUUCUAAAGUUUGGAUUGGACUACCUCGUCUUGAAAAUCUUCGAAUUCAUAGCUUGAAUAUGAAGCAUCUCUUAUAUUGGGAUAAUCUAUAUAAUGGAAAUGUGAGCUUCAUAGUACAGCUGCUUCCUGGAUACAAAGCCCAUCAUUCUCUUGAUAUUUCAAAGGACUGGAAAAAUGUAUCUGAAUGUGAAAAUAUCCAAACUACAUUUUGUGAUCUCUCGUCUUUCAUUGGCUCCAAUGGAAUUUACUAUCUCCGUGUGCAGGCAGUACAUAGUGAUAACAAGUCACCUUGGUCUAAAAUCUUAGAAUUUAAACCUAUAGAACAAAAUAAAAUGGGCCCACCAAAUGUUUCAGUCAAUGCCAGUGAAGAUUCAAUUAAUGUUUUCAUCGCUUCUCCUGGAGAGUCUGAAAACAGACCAAUGAGUGAUACAUAUGAACUGACUUACAACGUUUGGUAUUCGACUUCAUCUAUCACGAAGGAACUCAGACGUAAACCAUCACAGUUUAUAAUCUCAGAUCUGAUCUCCUCAACAUUAUAUUGCUUAAAAGUGCAAGCAUUUUCCGAAGUAUAUAAUAUAAGUAGUGCUUUUAGCAAUGAAACUUGCAUUAAAACAGCCAAAGGAGAAUCUUCACAUUUCAUCCCCCUAAUUAUUUCUGGUGCCGUGCUUUGUAUAAUAUCUUUCAUCGUUGCUAUUUAUUAUGCUUGGAGAAAUAUAAACUAUGCAUUCUUCCCUAAAUGUAAACCUCCAAUGGUCAUAGACAUAGAGAGCACUGGAGAAAACGAUUUGAAGAGAUUAUAUUUCCCAGUUGCAAAAGAGCAAACAGACAAAUGUAUGGUCAUAAAUUCCAGCAUUGCUCUUCCAUGUAAAGUUAACCUGGAUGAUGUCAGAGUCGACAAAGAGUUGGAACAGAUCAGUCAAGACUCAGGAAACUAUUUUAUUGAUAACAUCAUUUCUGGAGAUAACGAAUCCCAUCAAUCCUCAGAACUAAUAACAGUAUAACUGCAAGAUAAUGCAAGCUGGAAACAAGAUGAGGACAGCAUCAUAAUGAGGAAAACCUGAUUAUAGAAAUCAUCUGUAUUACCUUUAGUCUAUAAAGAACAAAGACCUGGGCCUAAAAGUGGGCCAGAGCUGCCUUUGCUGACACUGAUUUUGAGCUUUGUGGCCUGCUGCUGGAAGAACCACUUACUACAAGUGAAGGAACAAAUUUGUUUUCUCUUCUUAAAAUGCUACAGGAAAAAAAUGACUUUAUACGACUGGUGCUGAAAUCACAUUUCUGUGUUUAUGUAUACAUACCGUACAAAAAACACACCUGGACAUUUCAUUCUUACAGUAUUAACUGCAGUGGAUUCUAAGGGACUAAUUGUAGGCUGAGCCAGUCUAUAGGAGUUUUCAAAAGUAUUAAAGAAAAAGGCUACUUAUCGUUUUAAAAGGAAAGAAGGAAGGAAAGAAGAGUGUGUGUACCAAAUAAAUAUAUGCAGUGGUUAUGUUUUCCUUGUGCUGUAUGAUCACAAUAUUGGUGCUUUCCUUGUUCAUCAUUCAUUAAGCAAGAUCAUUCUUUGACACAAAGCAGUUCAUCAGGGUAAACUUGUAAUAAGUGUUAACAGCCGAUUAAAAACUUUAUAAUCUGUAUGAGUUACAGGCAGUCUAUGCAAGCAAUUGCAUGCAUGGCCAAAAUAUUUUUCUGUAGCACCCUGAACCACUUUUCAACGAUGAUUGCCAGAUACCAAUAGCACAGUUUCCUGCUAUUUUGAGCUAGAAAAUGCAUACAAAAAUUAUAGUACUAUAAUCCUUUUAAUGGACUUAAUACAGCUUUAUAUAACACAGUCAAAUAUUCCAUCCACAAACUGGGAGGGGUGGGGGGGGGCACACUGGAAAACCUUGGCCUCACCCAGCUGUCUGAAGCGCUACUACUCACUGGUCUUCAACCUGUUCCCCAAAAUGAAGGAUGUCCACUCUUAAUCUUGGUUAAGUCUCUUGAAUGAAAAUUAAUGUAAGCAGAAAGUUUUUAUUUCCAUGAACACCUAUUUUCCAAUAUAUUUCAGUUUUAGCCUGAAAAAAAUAAGUUCUUAUUGAACAGGAAAAUGAUUGGGUGGCUUUUGGCCAGUCAUUCUCUUUCAGCUCAACUUACCUCUCAUAGGAUUGUUGUGGGGAAAAUAGGAGGGAGGAUUAUUAUAUACACCAUCUUCACUUUUAUAUAGAAGGUAGGAUAUAAAUCAAAUAAUUUUAGUUAACAGUUAAAAGCAUAGACUUAGGAAUCUGCAAUUUGAAUGUAUAAAGGACAGUAACGAAGUUUGUUGUAUGAGAGGUUCUGAGAAUUUGAUUUGCUCUUCCCUAGGGUGGAAAAAAAUCACUAACCAGCAAUCAAAAAUAUCAAAUAUAUUUAAAAAUAACAGAGAAACAGCCCUAAAGUUAAAUGGGGUGGGAAACAAUAGGGUUUUACGUAUGUCGUAUUUAUCUUUUGACAAUAAAGGAUCUGAGUGUAACAUUGAAUAAACUUUUUUUUAAAGAAGA